GUGAUACUACUGUCUGAAAUUAUUUUUAUAAACUUUUAUUUUAAUUAAUCACCUCAAUGUGUCAUUUACAUUACUAUUUAUUAAAAUAAAUAUAGUGCAUUAUAAUACAAAAAUGUAAUUGAAACGCAAAAACGAUAUGUAUUAUGAUCUAUAAUUUGACAUUCCAUUAGAAAAAAUUGUGGUACAGUUUUUUUGUUACAAUAAUAUUUAUAUAUACAACAAACUUAUUGAAAUUAUAAAACAAAAUUAUUUAAAAUGACAAGAUUAUUGGUUAUAUUUAAGAAAAUCAUGAAAAAACAUCCUAUUUUGCUGAAUUCAACAAUAUAUGGAACAAUGUACGUCUCUGCAGAAUUAUUGCAACAGAUAUUAACCAAACAGAUAUUAAAUAAAAAUGAUCAUCCCGAACCAGUAGAUAAAGGAGUAUUAGUUCGUUAUGCAAUAAUGGGUUCAUGCAUUACAUCAAAUAUAUUGUUUUUUUGGUAUAAAUGGCUAGACAAAAAUUUUAUUGGUACUGCACCAAAAACUGUUAUAAAAAAAUUACUAUUAGAUCAGUUUGUAAUGUCGCCACCUUUUUAUGUAAUUUUUUACACAACCAUGAGUGUUAUGGAGGGGAAAAGUAAUAUUUUUGAAGAAUGUAAGAAAAAGUUUGUACCUACUUAUAAAAUGGACUUCUUAUUUUGGCCACCUGCACAAGUUAUUAAUUUUCUGCUAGUCCCUCCAACCAACAGAAUAAUUUACAUGAGCAUGUGUUCCUUUGUAUGGAUUAAUAUUUUAUGUUGUAUCAAACGAAAAGACUUAAAUAUGUUAUGAAAAAAAACUUGAUUAUACUAAUUAACUAGCUAUACUUACUUUAACCUAGUAAUACUUACCUGGUAACAAUUUAUUUUUGUUAAAAUUUAUGAAAAUUUAAACGGUAUAUAAAAAAUAUUUUACCAAAUUCGUCAGUUUUCACAAUAAUGUGUUUUAAAAUUAAGCUAUUUUUAAAAGUGUUGUGGUCAAGUAAUAAUUUUUUU
Molecule: messenger RNA, 1013 nt
Organism: Daktulosphaira vitifoliae (grape phylloxera)
Lineage: Eukaryota; Metazoa; Arthropoda; Insecta; Hemiptera; Phylloxeridae
Product: mpv17-like protein
Exons: 5
Coding region: 256-810 (184 amino acids)
Cellular component (GO): membrane; cytoplasm
Source: RefSeq, a predicted model, not a curated record